Messenger RNA from Microplitis demolitor, 1181 nucleotides. RefSeq lists its product as uncharacterized. The record is from RefSeq and is a predicted model, not a curated record. Bases 387 to 1109 code for a protein of 240 amino acids. NCBI's taxonomy places the organism in Eukaryota, Metazoa, Arthropoda, Insecta, Hymenoptera, Braconidae. The transcript is spliced from 3 exons.
UAAUUUAAACAUAAUAAUACACGUGCAAAUUUUUUUUAUUCAUUGACGAAAACUUUUUCGUCACAGUUAAAAAUUUAAUUGUGGCUUAAAAAAAUCAUCAAGGCCAUAAAACAAUGUAUCUAUUUAAAAUAACCUCAAUAAAUCCAAUAGACUGCAUGCUCAUGCUUCAAUGGGUUUAUUCAUACAUGAAGAUUUAUUUUAUUGUCAACAGAAAUAAAUUUAACCAACUAAAUAUUAGUAGUAAAUAGUCAAUAAAUUUAAUUUUUAUCGCAGAUACACGUAAAUAUGUUGAUAAAAAAAUCAUAUAAAUACCAUAGGGCUCACAAAAAAAAAUUAUCAAAACUUGUUCGUUUGAUACGAAAUUCAAAAUCCUACUUGGAAAAAAGAUGCGUUUCUUAAUUAUUUUGGCAAUUGUUGCUUUGGCUGCGGCCUUUCCAUCAUCCGAUAAUUUUGGUAUUCAAAAUAGUAAAGAUGUAGCCUAUACAAUGGAUGCGGAGAGUACUGAUGAUGAUAUUGUUGAAAAUAAUGAAAUAAAUAAUACCGAUGACUUGAAUAAUGAUUCAAUUAAUGUUCUAAAGGAUUUAAAUGAUGAUUCAAAUGAUUCAGAUGAUAUUCCGAAGAACUUAGAUGAGGAUACAAAUGACAUUCCAAAGAACCUAGAUGAUGAUUCAAAUGGUAUUCCAAAGAACCUAGAUGAUGAUUCAAAUGGUAUUCCAAAGAACCUAGAUGAUGAUUCAAAUGGUAUUCCAAAGAACCUAGAUGAUGAUUCAAAUGAUAUUACAAAAGACUUAGAUAAUGAAUUAAAUGACUUAAACAAUAAUUUUAAAGAUCUAGACAAUAUUUUAAAUGACUUGAAUGAUGAUCUAAAUGAUGUUUCUGACGAUUCAACUAAACCAAAUCCAACAAAUGAAGAUGAACAUACAACAGAAUCGGUAAAACAAAUUAAAACUGGAUUAUGCACCCAAGUAGGCAACAUUGCAAAGCCAGGAUCUUGCGGAUUUAUUAUGUGUGCUCCCGCUGUUGGUCGUAACAAAUUCAUUGAAUAUUGGACACCAUGCCCUAAAGACACUUGCUUCGAUCCAGAAACCAAUAGAUGCGAAUGGAAAUAAGCUAUUUAAUUACCGGUCAGACGGUAGAAGUUUAAAUAAUAAAACAUGUAAUUGUAAUUCUGUAAUUGAAUU